Messenger RNA from Paecilomyces variotii, 2589 nucleotides. RefSeq names its product glycyl-tRNA synthetase. NCBI's taxonomy places the organism in Eukaryota, Fungi, Ascomycota, Eurotiomycetes, Eurotiales, Thermoascaceae. Gene Ontology annotation, biological process: mitochondrial glycyl-tRNA aminoacylation. Gene Ontology annotation, molecular function: glycine-tRNA ligase activity; ATP binding. The transcript is spliced from 2 exons. The record is from RefSeq and is a predicted model, not a curated record. Gene Ontology annotation, cellular component: mitochondrion; cytoplasm. Bases 215 to 2305 code for a protein of 696 amino acids.
UCUUGUCUGGGGAAGUAAUUAAUUAAUUAAUUACUUACUUACUUAAAUUGAUUGAUUGAUUGAUUAUUGAUUUAAUUUCCUGUCCGAGGGAGAUAUCUGGUUCUUUCUCCUCCACGUUUAAAUAACUAAAAUAACUACCCCUCUUGACUCUAUCUUUCUAUCUUUCCAUCUUUCUCUCUCUCUCUCCCUCCCAUUCUUCUGCCCUGGACCGUGGAUGAAUCGGUCCGUUGUCUUUCGCCUCCUCCGCCAGCGCAACCACAAACUCAACCCCGCCAGAGCCUUUUCCUCCACACACGCCGCUUUCCGCGCAAAGGCCGUCAAGGUCGAUUCCACCAUGGCUACGCUCACCACCAAGACCGGUCAGACCGUCGACCGGUCCAGUCUCGAGUCGCUCGUCCGUCGCCGCCUGUUUUUCACUCCCUCCUUCGAGAUCUACGGUGGUGUGUCCGGUCUGUACGACUAUGGUCCCCCCGGCUGCUCUCUGCAGGCGAACAUCGUCGACCUGUGGAGGAAACACUUCGUGCUGGAGGAGGACAUGCUGGAGGUCGACACCACGAUGCUGACCCCGCAUGAGGUCCUCAAGACCAGUGGUCACGUCGACAAGUUCGCCGACUGGAUGUGCAAGGACCCCAAGACCGGGGAGAUCUUCCGUGCAGACCACCUGGUCGAGGAGGUGCUGGAGUCGCGUCUCAAGGGCGACAAGGAGGCUCGUGGCCAGAAGGUCGUGGUCGACGAGGAGAAGGAGGCCAAGAAGAAGAAGAAGGUCAAGGAGACCAAGGUGGUCAAGCUGGACGAUGCAGUCGUCGCCGAGUACGAGGAGGUCCUGGCCAAGAUCGACAACUACGACGGCGACGAGCUCGGCCAGCUGAUCACCAAGUACGACAUCCGGAACCCCAAGACGGACGGCCCUCUGCUGCCGCCCGUCGCCUUCAACCUGAUGUUCCAGACCUCGAUCGGUCCCAGCAGCAACAUGCCCGGUUAUCUCAGACCGGAGACGGCGCAGGGUCAGUUCCUCACCUUCCAGAAGCUGCUCGAGUUCAACCAGCAGCAGAUGCCGUUUGCCUCCGCCUCCAUUGGCAAGUCCUUCCGUAACGAGAUCUCGCCUCGCGCGGGUCUGCUGCGCGUGCGUGAGUUCCUGAUGGCGGAGAUCGAGCACUUUGUCGACCCCGAGGGUGGCAAGAAGCACCCCCGUUUCGAGGAGGUCAAGGACACCGAGCUGUCGCUGCUCAACCGCGACGUCCAGCUGUCCGGCAGCACCAAGACCGAGCAGAUGACCAUCGGCAAGGCGGUCGAGAUCGGACUGGUGGACAACGAGACCCUGGGUUACUUCCUCGCCCGUAUCCAGCAGUUCCUGCUGAAGAUCGGUAUCGACAAGAGCAAGCUCCGGUUCCGUCAGCACAUGGCCAACGAGAUGGCUCACUACGCGGCCGACUGCUGGGAUGCUGAAUUGCACACCAGCUACGGUUGGAUCGAGUGCGUUGGCUGUGCGGACCGCAGCGCCUACGAUCUGACGGUGCACAAAAACAAGACCGGUGCCCCUCUCGUCGUGCGCGAGACCCGCCCCGAGCCUCUCCGCAUCGAGGAAUGGCAGGUCAACCUGGACAAGAAGAAGUUCGGUCCCCGCUUCAAGAAGGACAGCAAGACCGUCGAGGCCGCCGUCGAGGCGCUCUCCCAGGAGCUGCGCGAGAAGCUGGCCCUGGACCUCCAGCAGAACGGCAAGAUCGAGGUGGACGUCGAGGGUGUCGGCAAUGGCAAGGUCGAGCUUGACAAGGAACUCGUUGCCAUCGAGAAGCGCGAGCGCGUGGAGCACAUCCGGGAGUACACUCCCAAUGUCAUCGAGCCGUCGUUCGGUAUCGGUCGUAUCCUGUACAGUUUGAUCGAACACGUGUACUGGUCCAGACCCGACGACGAGGCCCGUGGUGUUCUGUCCUUCCCGCCGGUGAUUGCGCCCACCAAGGUGCUGCUUGUGCCGUUGUCGAACCACGCCUCUUUCCGGCCUCUGCUUCAGCGCUUGACCUCCAAGCUGCGCCGUGCUGGAAUCUCCAACCGCGUGGAUGACUCCUCCGCCAGCAUUGGCAAGCGUUAUGCCCGUAACGACGAGCUGGGUACUCCUCUCGGCAUCACGGUUGACUUCCAGUCCGUCAAGGACCAGACAUACACCCUCCGUGACCGCGACACUACGAAGCAGGUGCGCGCCAGCGAGGACGAGAUCCUGCAGGCCGUUAAGUCGCUCGUCGACGGUGACGAGACUUGGGAGGAUAUUCGGAAACGCCUGCCCGAGUUCACCGGACAGGAGGCUGAGUAAAAGGGGACUUGGGUGCCGUUUACAGAAUAAAAAAAAGCUGCUGGAUCCUGAUAUAGCUAUCUAUUAUCUAUUUUCUUUUAUUUUCGUUCUUACCCUUCUAGAAAGGUUUCUGCAUGGAGGGCUCCGAUUACCUGUGGACGUUGUCUUUUCUCCGGGUGUCUAGAGUAGUGUAUACGUGUUGUACGUAGAACGAGCGGAAUGCAAAAGCACCAAUUGUCAUGACCGGUGCAGAGCAAUGAGUCGAUCAUUCAUUUCCGAUCAGUCUCUCGACUGCAAUGCUAGAC